This is a messenger RNA of Pistacia vera, 1205 nucleotides long. Its product is annotated as carbonic anhydrase 2-like. NCBI's taxonomy places the organism in Eukaryota, Viridiplantae, Streptophyta, Magnoliopsida, Sapindales, Anacardiaceae. The transcript is spliced from 10 exons. Bases 157 to 1020 code for a protein of 287 amino acids. The record is from RefSeq and is a predicted model, not a curated record. Gene Ontology annotation, biological process: carbon utilization. Gene Ontology annotation, molecular function: zinc ion binding; carbonate dehydratase activity.
UAUUCUGAAGUUUUAACUCUCAUUUCCUGAAAACUAGUUUUAAUUUUUUGCCUUAAAUUUGGUUGUCCCUUGAGCCCUGGUGAGAGCCACCGGUGUUUAUGAGUCUUUGUUGCGUUGAUAAUAAGGUAAAAAAGAAGGAUAUAUAAGAGAAGCAAUAUGGCCACAAAAUUUAGCAAGUGUAUGAUGCUAUGCUGUGUAACAAAGCUCCCGAAAGAAGACAUGGGGAAGGACUCGUACGAUGAGGCCAUUGCAGAACUGAGCAAGCUUCUCAGUGAACAAAGCAACCUCGAAGGUGUCGCCGCCGCAAAAAUCAAACAGAUAACGGCCGACUUAGAGACGGUCGGUUCGAAGGGGUUCAAUCCGGAUGAGAGGAUUCAAACCGGGUUCAAUCCGGAUGAGAGGAUUCAAACCGGGUUCAAUCACUUUAAGAAAGAGAAAUACGAGAAGAAUCCCGAUUUGUACGGUCAACUUGCCAAAGGGCAGAGCCCCAAGUUUAUGGUAUUUGCUUGCUCAGACUCCCGAGUCUGCCCCUCGCAUGUUCUCAAUUUUCAACCAGGGGAGGCAUUUAUGGUUCGAAACAUUGCAAGCAUGGUCCCACCUUAUGACCAGAAAAAAUACACAGGAGUGGGGGCGGCCAUUGAGUAUGCGGUGUUGCAUCUGAAGGUGGAGAAUAUUGUGGUCAUUGGACAUAGUUGCUGCGGUGGUAUAAAAGGGCUUAUGUCUAUCCCAGAUGACGGGACCACUGCUAGUGAUUUCAUCGAGGAUUGGGUCAAAAUCUGUUCAUCUGCAAAGUCUAAGGUGAAAACAGAAUGCACCGAUUUGAGUUUUGAGGAGCAGUGCAAAAACUGUGAAAAGGAGGCUGUGAAUGUAUCUUUAGGCAACCUGUUGACAUAUCCAUUUGUGAGAGACAGCGUGGUGAAGAAGAGCCUGGCUUUGAAGGGUGCACAUUACGAUUUUGUCCAUGGGAGUUUCGAGCUCUGGGAUCUUGACUUCAAAAUUUCACCAACUUCAGCUGCAUGAGCAUUCAGCUGCCGUCUCAUGUCAUGUCCGGUGUCCCUGCCCUAAAUUACGUCGUAUCUUACCUUGCUUAUCUAUAAAUGUCCUCAUAAAUAAUGUUCUCCAAAAGAUAAGAUAGUAUCUGGCCUGUAUUUGCCUUGAAUAAUUUAUGAUUUUCCCCUUCCAAAUGUAAUUUCUUCAUCUUCUUU